Messenger RNA from Physeter macrocephalus (sperm whale), 738 nucleotides. RefSeq names its product tripartite motif containing 17 (gene TRIM17). NCBI's taxonomy places the organism in Eukaryota, Metazoa, Chordata, Mammalia, Artiodactyla, Physeteridae. The transcript has 2 exons. The record is from RefSeq and is a predicted model, not a curated record. The coding region runs from base 31 to 738 and encodes 235 amino acids. Gene Ontology annotation, biological process: regulation of gene expression; protein ubiquitination. Gene Ontology annotation, molecular function: ubiquitin protein ligase activity; protein binding. Gene Ontology annotation, cellular component: cytoplasm.
UGUUCGUAGCCUCCUGCGGUGGAGGAGGUGAUGGGUACAGGGAGGACUGCGAGUAGGGCCAGAGGAUACAGGGAGACCUGUGUCCACUGGAGGAAGAACAGCCUGAGUGUGCAGUACCCAGAAGCCACCCCCACCAUGCUGAAGACCGUCUGUAGAGUGCUGGGGCAGAUAGAGGUGCUCAAGAGUUUCCAAGAGGAUGUGGUGCCCAACCCCUUCACGGCAUACCCCUACCUCCUCUUAUAUGAGAGCCGCCAGAGGCGCUACCUGAGCACCCCGAUGGAUGGCACACCCCGUGGCAAGGACAGGUUCCUAGCCUACCCCUGUGCAGUAGGCCAAGAGACCUUCUCCUCAGGGAGGCACUACUGGGAGGUGGGCAUGAACCUCACUGGUGAUGCACUGUGGGCCCUGGGCAUGUGCAGGGACAAUGUGAGCUGGAGGGGCAGGGUCCCCAAGCGCCCAGAAAAUGGGUUCUGGGUGGUGCAGCUAUGCAAGGGAAAGAGGUAUGCACCUGCCAUGUCUGCCCUGACACCUGUCAUGCUGACUGAGCCCCCCAGCCAAAUGGGCAUCUUCCUGGAUUUCGAGGCCAGAGAGGUGUCCUUCUACAAUGUGAACAAUGUGUCCCACCUGCAUACCUACUCCCAGCCCGCCUUCUCUGGCCCCCUGCAACCCUUCUUCUGCCUUGGGGCCCCCAAAUCGGGCCAGAUGGUCAUCUCUACAGUGACCCUAUGGGUGAAGUGA